Manduca sexta (tobacco hornworm) is the source of this 3709-nucleotide messenger RNA. RefSeq names its product MOG interacting and ectopic P-granules protein 1. Lineage: Eukaryota; Metazoa; Arthropoda; Insecta; Lepidoptera; Sphingidae. Bases 148 to 2769 code for a protein of 873 amino acids. Gene Ontology annotation, cellular component: nucleus. The transcript is spliced from 2 exons. The record is from RefSeq and is a predicted model, not a curated record. Gene Ontology annotation, biological process: regulation of gene expression.
AUUCAAAAUAUAAUUAUAACGGUGGUAAAUUUUAAAUCAGAACGUGACACACUAAAAACCUUUCAAAAUGACAGCUUGAUUUGGUUUGGUUUCCGCUACUGUGCUGUUGUGCUAUUUUUCAGUUUUGGAUAGGAAUAUCGCAAGAAAAUGUCGAUUUCUACGGCUACAGAUGAACGCACAGAAGGUGAUGAUGACACAUCGCAGGGCAGUCACCCAAAGGAGGACAGCAGCGAGUCUGAGAAUGAAAAUGAGCCACAGAAUCAAAAUGGUGGCUCACCAAGCCCAGAAGUCCAUGAAAUCACAAGUGACGAUGAAGAUGAGUGUAUAGUGACUAAUGAAGAUGACUCUUCAAAUUCAAGUACAGACAGUAAUGAUAGUUCUGAAGCUUCUCAGCAAAGCAAUAAAAUGAUGGAUGUACAAAAAGAAGAUAAGCAACUGGAGAAUGGUGGUGAUGAGUCUGACGUCGAAGAGGUAGCGAUGGAAGACCCACUGAACCAAAGUGCAGUUAAAAGCAAACCUAUUGUCAUUAGUGAUACAAAAAGCUUAGCAAACCUAGCUGCAAAACAAACUAAAUCAAACAGUGAUCAAAAUAAGGAGCCAACAGUUGUUAUAAUAGACACUAAUUCUAUUCUAUCUGGCAAAGGAUCUUUGCCUGUGCAAAAUAAACCUCCCGUAACAAGUACCAGCUCCAUAGAUGCACAUAAUUUAUGUCAAAGUAUUGCAGCUCGUGGAACAACAAUUACCCCUAUAAGUAGUAAAAAUACCUCUACUCAAAAUAAUAUCCCAACACCUCAGCCUAACAUAUUGCCUUCACUUACUGAUGAUAUGUUUGUUGUAGAAGCUCCUUCAUUCAUUGUUCCUUAUGUAUAUGAAAAACCGUCUCUGAAGCCAUUUAGGGAGUUUGUGGAUAAAUUAGGUAAGGAAUUAGAAGAACUUAAAAUCAAAGAAGAUCAGGAAAAACUCGAAAGGGAUAAAGAGAGAAAGGAAAGAGAGCAAAAGGAGCGGUUAGAGAGAGGUGAACCAUUGGAAGAUCCAGAAGAUGUCCAGAAGGAAUCAAAGUCUGAAAUAAAAAAAAUAGAAAAGAGGCAGAGGCGAAAGAAAAAUGAAGAUGAUGAUGAUUCUUGGGAUGGAGAAUCUACAUCUGAAUCUGAAGAUGAUGCACUAUCAGAUGAUGAGGCUGUGAUUAUUAAAUCAAGGGAUGAUACCAUAAAUGAUAUGAAAGAUCCUAUUAGUUUGAUUGCGAAAAGUCUUACUGGUGGAAAACCGGACAGUUAUUUUGACUGUUCUCUGGGGCAGUUCUUCAUAAAUAUUGGGAUAAAUUUAGUACAAGAAUAUGUACAAAGUGACUUAUUAAAACAACAAAACCGGAAAUUACAUAAAGAAAAGAAGUCUGGUCGCAGCACUAAAGCAACCGAAUCAGCCAUUGCAUCACUUACACAAAAUCUAGAGUUCAGUAAGAAAACAAAUUCCCCCUAUGCACUUGUACAGAAGAAAUGUGAAUUUUGUAGUUUUAAGACAGAGUCUAUGUUAGUCAUGGCUCAUCAUUUAGAAGCCCCUCAUAUGAGGAAUAAUAUUUAUAAAUGUAAUACAUGUGAGUUUGAAAUUCGUAGCCCACAUGACAUAUUGUUCCACAUGGAAGCUGAACACAACAUCAGAGGAAGACUUGAGAGAGCUCCUGCCUACCAGCAAUGUGCUAAUUGUCACUUUGAGGACAACAGCAAGACUAAACUGGCGCGGCACCUUAUCGCAUGCGCUAAAAAGUUUAAACCAGAAUUUAAUUUAGGCCCUCCUCUUGAAUGGGAACCACCAGCAAAAAUACCAAAGUUAACACGAGCACGUAACAACAUUGUGGGUCCAUACCAAUCUAACUUCAACCGGCCACAGAUGAAUAUGAACAACCUGGGAAGACCUCAGUUAAAUAUAUCCAAUGUGCUUCCUAAUAUGCCUGUGCUGGGCAGACCUCGCGGCCGUCCUCCCAUCAGUGGACCGCCUAGAGCAGCGCCCGUCGCAGGUGUGCCGAUUAUACGCAGUGGAGUUAUGAUAAUGCACAAUGCACCUACUGGAACCACAAUAGCCAACUACCCGCUCAUACAAAAUAGUCAAAGUGCUCCAACAACACCUAAAAUAUCUAUUACACCUCUUCCUCGGGCACCACAACCAUCUUCUUCACAAUCUUCCCAGAAUUCCAAAGCUACAUUUGUAAUUUGUGAAAUCUGUGAUGGUUAUAUUAAGGAUUUGGAGCAGCUAAGAAAUCACAUGCAAUGGAUUCAUAAGGUGAAGAUUCAUCCUAAGAUGAUUUACAAUAGGCCUCCAUUAAACUGUCAGAAAUGCCAAUUUAGAUUUUUCACUGAUCAAGGUCUAGAACGGCACUUGUUAGGAUCUCAUGGAUUGGUGACAAGCUCUAUGCAGGAAGCGGCCAAUAAAGGCAAAGAUGCUGGUCGGUGUCCCGUGUGUGGCAGGGUGUACCAGUGGAAGCUGCUAAACCACGUGUCGCGAGACCACAACAUGACGCUGAAGCCUGCGCACCUCUCGUACAAGUGCACCGUGUGCACGGCCACCUUCGGCAUGUACAAGCAGUUCGAGAACCAUGUGUACUCUGCGCACAGCGUGGUCGCCAAGCGCGUCAUGGACAAGAGCAAAUCAAGCGCCCCACCCGCAAAGCCCGCCGACUCAGAUCCAUUGCUGAAACCUCUCAAGAUUAGUGAUGAGAUAACAAUAAUACCGCAGCCCGCCAAAUCUACAGUGACUAUUACUGCUAAAGGUAAAUAACAUUAACGUACGAGGAAUGUGCGGACUGUAUUGGCGUCAUAGAAACGUCGCCCGAGCCUGCUUUGCCAGUGAUGCACAUCCGUGAUGUUGAUGCAGUAUUGUGUAAAUAAACUUAAGCUACACCGAUCUUAUUUAAUAUGUUAACAUUGGAGAGCCCAAGAUAUAGUAACAAUUUUAGUAAAUGAGCAGUGUGAAUGUUAUUUUUAAUAUAAACCAACUCGGAGUGUACCUAGCCUAAGUUGUAAAUUUAGUGUAUAAAAUAUUGGGUAGAUAAUCAACAAAUUAUGUACUCUGUGACACUAGCUUCUUUCCACUGUGUAUACAUGUGAUUUGAGCGCUGUGUGGUUUGUUUGAAUGUCACAAAUUAAAAUCAUUAAAGAUCUGUAUUGAGUCACUCACUGUAUUAUAACUUAGUGGGUGAAGAUUUCUUAACUAAAAUUAAAUUUUUCCUCGACAUACUUUAAUAUUUUAUUUAUUUGCCAGCCUUUUUGUCAAAUUAUAUAAGUAUGUAUUCUAUUGUAACAAACUGCUUAUAUGUUAUUCUAAUUGAACACCUGAUGUGUAGCAAUCACACAAUACAGUAUAAUUGGAUAAUUUUCCAUUACAAAUGUAUAUCAAAUAUUAAUUAGGUUUAAUUAGGUAAGUACCUACAUAAGCUUUAGAAUAAGACAAUGUAGACAUAGCAAUUAUCUAUUGCAAUAAAUACUACCGUUUUAAUAUAAUUUUUAAUAACUACCGUAUUUUUCCACGUGGUCUCGAGGGUCACCUCAGUCGCAGACAGCAGUUCAGCAAUGGCUACAUCACCAAGCUUAUUUAUUUCUGAUCUCAGGUCAACAGUAGAAUGUUGAUUUGGUAAAAGUUUACUAAAUUGUUAACGUACUUAUAGAACUGAAAGAUGUAUUUUUUUUAUUUAAUAAAAAAGACCAUUGUAAUUGUAAAA